This is a messenger RNA of Colletotrichum paranaense, 3354 nucleotides long. RefSeq lists its product as uncharacterized. Gene Ontology annotation, molecular function: nuclear import signal receptor activity. Gene Ontology annotation, cellular component: cytoplasm; nucleus. Gene Ontology annotation, biological process: protein import into nucleus. The coding region runs from base 1 to 3354 and encodes 1117 amino acids. The record is from RefSeq and is a predicted model, not a curated record. Lineage: Eukaryota; Fungi; Ascomycota; Sordariomycetes; Glomerellales; Glomerellaceae. The transcript has 6 exons.
AUGUCUGUUCUCCCCCCAGACGUCCACGCAGAGCUCUCGCAGCUGCUGCAAGCUCUCCAAUCUCCAGACAACUCGGUUCGAUCGCAGGCCGAAGACCACCUUCAAAAUAACUGGACAGCCACCCGACCCGAGGUUUUGUUGAUGGGUCUUGCUGAGCAGAUUCAAGUCGGAUCUGAUGCUUCGGUACGCUCUUCCACCCUGCACCUCAUGCCUCCGCCUCUACCUACCCUCGCCAUUCCUGCGCAUAUACGCUCCUUUGCCGCCGUUAUUUUCCGAAGAAUCGCCUCCAAGAGCCGCAAGAAUGACCGCGGCGAGUUGGUUGAUAUGUUUUUGUCCUUGUCUCAGGACCAGGCUGCCGUCAUCCGCCAGAAGCUUCUCGAGAGCCUCGGUGGUGACUUCCAGCGUGCCGUGAGAAACAAGAUCAGUGACGCUGUCGCUGAAGUCGCGAGGCAAUACACCGAAAACAAUGAUUCCUGGCCCGAGCUGCUGGGCGGUCUCUUCCAGCUUAGCAUAGCGCCCGACGCCGAGAAGAGAGAGACGGCGUUCCGCGUCUUUGCCACGACUCCGGGUAUUAUUGAGAAGCAGCACGAGGACACGGUUAUCCAGGCCUUCCAGAAGGGUUUCAAGGACGAUUCCGUUCAGGUGCGUCUGGCCGCCAUGGAGGCGUUUGCGGCCUUCUUCAGGAGCUUGGGAAAGAAGGCGCAGCCCAAGUACUACCCUCUUAUUACCGAUGUUCUCAACAUCAUGCCGCCUAUCAAGGAAAGCCAUGACUCUGAGGACCUUAGCAGCGCCCUUGUCGCUCUCAUUGACAUGGCCGAGACCGCGCCCAAGAUGUUUAAGCCUCUCUUCGGCAACUUGGUCAAGUUCAGUAUCUCCGUUAUCCAGGACAAGGAGCUCGAUAACCUUUGCCGCCAAAACGCUCUUGAGUUGAUGGCCACAUUUGCCGACUACGCACCAUCACUGUGCCGCAAGGACGAGACCUACACAAACGAUAUGAUCACACAGUGCCUCAGUCUCAUGACUGACCUUGGCGAGGACGAUGAUGAUGCGGCUGAUUGGCUGUCAUCUGACGAUCUGGAUCAAGAGGAAAGCGACCAGAACCACGUCGCUGGAGAGCAGUGCAUGGACAGACUCGCCAACAAGCUUGGUGGCCAGACCAUCCUGGCACCGACCUUCAACUGGCUUCCCCGCAUGAUGACCUCUAUGGCCUGGAGAGAUAGACAUGCGGCUCUGAUGGCCAUUUCCGCCAUCUCUGAAGGCUGCCGGGAGCUGAUGAUCGGUGAGCUCAGCCAGGUUCUCGAUUUGGUUGUUCCUGCGCUCAAGGACCCGCAUCCCCGUGUGCGCUGGGCUGGUUGUAACGCUCUUGGCCAGAUGAGCACUGAUUUCGCGCCCAAGAUGCAGACCGACUACUACGACCGUGUUCUCAAGGCCAUCAUCCCGGUCCUUGACUCUCCCGAGGCUCGUGUCAAGUCGCACGCCGCUGCUGCCCUAGUCAACUUCUGCGAGGAGGCCGAGAAGUCCAUUCUGGAGCCUUACCUCGACGAGCUCCUGUCUCACCUCUUCCAGUUGCUCCAGAACGAGAAGCGCUACGUCCAGGAGCAGGCUCUGUCGACCAUCGCCACCAUCGCCGACGCUGCUGAGGCUGCUUUCUCUAAGUACUACGAUACCCUUAUGCCUCUGUUGGUCAGCGUUUUGCAAAGAGAGAACGACAAGGAGUUCCGCCUUCUCCGCGCCAAGGCUAUGGAGUGCGCUACACUGAUCGCCCUGGCUGUCGGCAAGGAAAGACUUGGCCAAGAUGCUAUGACUCUCGUCCAGCUCCUUGCCUCCAUCCAGCAAAACAUCACCGAUCCUGAUGACCCUCAAGCGCAGUACCUGAUGCACUGCUGGGGCCGCAUGUGCAGAGUCCUCGGCCAGGAGUUCCUUCCCUUCCUGCCCAACGUCAUGCCACCUCUUCUCGAGCUCGCCAGCGCCAAGGCCGACAUUCAGCUCCUGGAUGACGACGACCAGGUCGAGCAGAUCCAGCAGGAGGAUGGUUGGGAACUCGUCCCCCUCAAGGGUAAGAUGAUUGGAAUCCGGACUAGCACGAUGGAGGACAAGAACAUGGCCAUUGAGCUGCUUGUUGUGUACGCUCAGGUACUCGAGGGAAGCUUCGCCCCUUACGUGGCCGAGAUCAUGGAGAAGAUUGCCCUCCCUGGUCUGGCCUUCUUCUUCCACGACCCCGUCAGAUUCAUCUCGGCCAAGUUGGUGCCUCAGCUUCUGAGCUCCUACAAGAAGACGUACGGUAGCCCAUCAAAUGAGCUCGCCGGGCUCUGGGCUGCGACUGUGGAUAAGCUUCUCGAGGUGUUGACCGCGGAACCUGCGAUUGAUACUCUUGCCGAGAUGUAUCAGUGCUUCUACGAGUCUGUCGAAGUCGUUGGCAAGGAGUGCCUCACCGCCGAUCACCUCUCUCGCUUCAUUGACUCAGUCCACUCUGCCAUCGAAGACUACAAGGACCGUGUUGCCCAGCGUCUUGAGGACAAGGAGGGUCUCCCGGCUGAGGAUGCAGAAGACGAGGCCGAGGACGUUUUGUUGGCCAUCGAAGAUGACCAGACCCUCUUGUCUGAUAUGAACAAGGCCUUCCACGCCAUCUUCAAGAACCACGGUGCCGCCUUCCUCCCAUCAUGGGAGCGCCUGCUUCCCACGUACGAGGGCUUCCUCAAGUCGGAAGACCCUACCCAGCGCCAAUGGGGUCUCUGCAUCAUGGACGAUGUGCUGGAGUACUGCGGCACCGAAAGCCAAAAGUACGCCAACCUCAUCACCCAGCCCCUGGUUGAUGGUUGCAGGGACUCCUCGCCCGCCAUCCGCCAGGCCGCGGCCUACGGCAUUGGUGUGGCAGCCCACCGCGGCGGUCUUCCUUGGGCUCAAUUCCUGGGAGGCGCCCUGCCUUUCCUGUUCCAAGUGACGCAGGUUCCCGAGGCGCGGAGUGAGGACAACGUCUACGCAACGGAGAAUGCUUGUGCUGCCAUUGCCAAGAUUCUUCACUUCAACGCCGGCUCAGUUCAGGACCCCAACAACAUUGUGGCUCAGUGGAUCGAGACUCUUCCCGUCACAAAUGACGAGGAGGCCGCACCCUACGCCUACGCCUACCUGGCAGAAUUGAUUGACAAGCAACAUCCGGCUGUCGUUGGCCAGGCUGGCAAGAUCUUUGUGCUCACUGCACAGGCUCUGGAGGCAGACUCUCUGGCAGGACAGACUGCAAGCCGCGUAGUAUCCGCCAUCAAGUCUCUUCUGUCCCAGGCAGGUGUGGACCCCACGCCGCUGCUUCAGCAAUUCUCGCCCGAAUCUCAAAGAGCGAUCACCUCGUACUUUUCUUAG